CGUGGGCGCAGGCGGAUUUAGGAAGAACUCGGCCGUGAGGCUCCCGCGCACGCGACCCGGCCUCCCGCGCCUGCUUGAUACCACGCGGUCCCACGCGUCGCCCCUCGCGCCCCUCGGAGGAGUCGCCACCACCACCACCGCCACCGCCAACCGGAUAGGAGUCGGAGACACCGCGAGGCCGCACUCACCGCCAUGCCCAAGAAUAAAGGUAAAGGAGGUAAAAAUAGGCGCAGAGGUAAGAACGAAAAUGAAUCUGAAAAAAGAGAGCUGGUGUUCAAAGAAGAUGGACAAGAGUAUGCUCAGGUAAUCAAAAUGUUGGGAAACGGACGAUUAGAAGCCAUGUGUUUUGAUGGUAUGAAGAGGUUAUGUCACAUCAGAGGGAAAUUGAGAAAAAAGGUUUGGAUAAAUACCUCGGACAUCAUAUUGGUCGGUCUACGAGACUACCAGGAUAAUAAAGCUGAUGUAAUUUUAAAAUACAAUGCAGAUGAAGCUAGAAGUCUGAAGGCGUAUGGCGAGCUUCCAGAGCAUGCUAAAAUCAAUGAAACUGAUACCUUUGGACCUGGAGAUGAUGAUGAAAUCCAGUUUGAUGACAUUGGAGAUGAUGAUGAGGACAUCGAUGACAUCUAAGUCGAACUCAACAUUUUACAUUCCAGUUUCUCUGAGGAUUGUUCAACAAUUUGGAAUUUGGCUGUGACCUGUUAAAGAAGAUUAAAAUUUCAUUAGCAUGAGUGCAAUUUGUUAAAGGAGACUGGUUUGUUUCUAAGAUAUUUCUUUAAAAACUGGUAAUGCUGAAUUCUCUUAAGUGAAAUGUUAAGCCCACUUUGUUCUUUUGAUGUGGUGGAGCUUAUGGGUAAAAGACUACAUCUGCUUUUUUAAAAAAGAGAAGAAAAUGCAUUACUGCCUUUCCUACUCUGACCACUUCCAGUAAGUAAAUAGAUGUGUUGAAUAAACCAUUUGCCCUACACUCAUUAUGAGUUAUGAUUAAGCCCUAGUCUUGACUAGCCUAUUGAUUGUACAGUGACUUUCUGUAUAUUCCAGUUACCUAGAUGUUCCCUUGAGAUUUUAAUACAGUUUAAGAAAGGCAGAAAUCUGCAUUUGAAGUCAAAAAUUAUUGGGUCUGUUUUUCAUAUUAAAGUAGCAUGUGGCUAUUUUUAUACUAAUUUUGAUAUCAUGUACAUUCUUUUCAUGAUCUUUUUGCCACUAUAAACGUAUCAACAAAAAGCAUUUCCGAAAUGCAGGUUUUAGAACCUGGGUUUUAAUAGCAAGUUUGAAUUUGUAAGGUUAGUAGUUGCAGAAAUUGAACACUAGGUGGCACCCAGUUAUCUUAACAUUGGAAAUAUUGGUAUUGUCCACUUUUUUUUUAAUUUGCAAGGGAAAUUUCCAAAACAAGAGAAGAUUGUUUUGAUUAUAUGCAUGUAUGUAGAAUACUUUUACAGAACAAAAAGAUUAUGUUAAAAGUCAUUUUAUUUCAGAAGUCAUAUACAUGUAAGGUAUAAUUUUGAGUGCUUUAUAAACACUUAACUUAUGUAUAAAUGAAAUUUUAGUUUCAUAACAACUUGUACGAAUUAAGCCUUUUCAAACUAUCCCUAAGCUGGGGAAAGAGGAGGGAAUAACUUAAUGAAGAGACGGUCUCCAAUUUCUGAAUGGAAGAGCUUCAGCUGAGAAAUAUAAUAAAGACAAUGUCAUGCUGCAGAGUAUCUUAUACCCUUACUUUGUGUUUAGGAUGUAUUUUAUUGUGUGUACAGAUUUUUUUGCUUGUAUUUUAUUGGAAAUUUAGAUUUCACCCUGCCCUAUUUAGUUUUUCAUUAUCACCUCUAGUAAGAUGAAAUGAAGGGCUGGGCUAGUUAGACCUCUGUAGCCACAUUGAAAUCGUAUGCAGCUUCAAAAGAAGAGAUCCGUUGUGUAGCUUGUGAACGCUUUAUUAUUGGUCUCCAGAGAACUUUUCAGUGAUGAAAAGGAAUACAAAGGGUCAUUAACCUUCAUGUGGCUUCAAAAAACAAGCCAAUCUUCUCUAAUCCCACACUUAGUAUAAUUUCGUUUCCUAAGUGUGCAAGCUCCAGAGUGAAAAUCUGAGGUACUAUAAAACAUUAUUAAAUCAAAGAAUAGAAAUUAAGAGUGGACAGUUGCAGUUCAUGUUUCUAAUUCGGUGGAGUUCCUGAACACUUACCUAGAUGGAAUGCAUCUGAAACCAUGGGCUGGUUUUUAAUACUUGUAAGAAACCAGCCUUGAAGAAUGGACUUAGUGAUUGUCUUCAUCAGUAAUCUAAACCUCCUAAGAUAUUUAGGCUUCUGUACAUAAAAUUGUUUUGCUGAAUUUAUAGUAUAUAUAGCUCCUUCUUCCAUGUUAUUUUACCAAGAAUGUUUUAACUCUGCAUCUGUGAUACAGCUCCUGGUAGGAAUGGUGCAACUCAAACAUUAGUAUUUUUCUACUUACCUUCUCUAACAAAUAUGGUUUGUCUACAGAUUCUAUAAAUUACAACUAUGACCCCAAUUCAUGUGUUUGCUAGUGACUUGUUUUGUUUUGUUUUGUUUUUUUGCCUAGGUAGUAACAGCUCAAUCUAGUGCUGUUGCCUCCUGGAAAAUCUCGAAUCAUAAUGAUUAAAAUAGUUGGGGUAAAGUGGUAGCUCAUAUGCAACACUACUUGGAGGAAUUAUUUUACUAACUUGUCUUUAAUGUGGAAAUUGUAUAGUUUCAUUGAUUUGAUUAUAUUUCAAAUGAGGAAUGGAAGUGGUCCUCAAGAAAAGGUUUUUUGUUUUGUUUUUUGUUUUUUUUUGGUUAUUCUCUGAUUCCUAUAAUACAAUGCUAUAAGGUGUACCGUGAAAAAAAUAAAAUGUUUGAAAUGCAAGAAUAAUGGUUCUUACUGCUAAGAGGGUAUAAUAGUUAUUACUAAUGAAUUUAAUAGGCAUAUAUUUUUCAUGCACUGUUUAUUCCACUUCCAAUUAGAGUUUAUAUAUGUUAUAUUACUAAGGUGGCUAAAUAACCAAACCAAGCAUUUGUGGUAAAAAAAAAAAAAAAAAAAGACUUGCCAAGAUUUAAUUGUUUGUUGAAUCUUUCUUGGAACAUCCAGCCUCUUAAAGAGACCACCUCUUAAGGAGCCUGUGAACUAUGCAUGGUGAAAAUUCUUAUUUUAUUAAGGAAUGGCCAUUGGUUUACUCACCACAUCUGUGGAAGUGUGGCUAUAAAUAUAGUUGCUUACAAAACUCCUUGUGACUUGUAGUUUAACUUAAUCUCAUCUAUCUUGUGUAAAUAUUAAACUAUAGGAUGUUGAAGAACAUCUUUAAUAGAUAUAGACUGCUGUCAGUAUUGACUUCAGAGCAACUGAGUAAUCAAAUAGGUAAAAGCAUGUUUCAAAUAAAAUACCUAGCUGGGUUUAUACUUUAUUUGUAUUGUGUACAGAUUAAACAACAUCCAGUAUUAACUGUGGCUUGACAGUUCAAGUAUCAGAAUGAAAGUGAGGUUGUUUAUGUUACCUGACUUGUAAAGAUUAAACAGAUUUGUAUUGGUACGAGA
Molecule: messenger RNA, 3509 nt
Organism: Diceros bicornis minor
Lineage: Eukaryota; Metazoa; Chordata; Mammalia; Perissodactyla; Rhinocerotidae
Gene: EIF1AX
Product: eukaryotic translation initiation factor 1A X-linked
Exons: 7
Coding region: 193-627 (144 amino acids)
Biological process (GO): translational initiation
Cellular component (GO): cytoplasm
Molecular function (GO): RNA binding; translation initiation factor activity
Source: RefSeq, a predicted model, not a curated record